AUGAGGCUGACGAAGAUAUGGAAAUAUGCAUUUAUCAAUCUGCCAUUUGUCGUCGCCUUCAGUUUGUUCGUCUUCUUUACGACUGAAAAGGAUGGGCUGAGGGGAAAUUUAGCUGGUCGGGUUGAGGUCGUAAAGGUGCUUCCUGCAUCAACAGAGCCUUCUUUGAAUACUUUUGUUUGCAACGACGGUGUUUUUCUCGUAACCAUGGUGAUAUCACACUUCGGUCAUUUCCAUGAAAGGUAUCUAAUUCGUAAAACGUGGGGAGGUGUGAAACGCGUACAUGAUAUUGAUAUUCGAACUGUGUUUCUGCUCGGAAAAGAUCGAGAACAUCAUCCAGGAACAGUUAGGCACCGAAAUCAGCAGACCGUGUUAGAAAAAGUACGGAAAGAGAAUGCGCUACACGGUGACAUCAUCGUUCUUGACCUUGUUGAUCACUAUUUGAACUUGACUUUGAAAACUCUACAGGGUCUGAAUAUCAUUACAAACAAUUGCUCGUCAGCUGAAUAUGUUCUAAAAGUGGACGACGACGUUUUUAUCAAUUACGAUUUGUUAGUUAAACAUAUUUCCUACAGUGCCCGCGAAAAUUUUGUGAUCGGAUAUUUGCAUGAGAACGCCCGACCCAUACGGUCGGCACAGUCGCCGGAAUACGCAAAGUGGUUCACUCCAAUAACUACUUAUAACCGGACUUAUUAUCCGCCAUAUUUGAUCGGCCCUGCUUAUGUCAUGUCACAUGAUGUUGCCAAGGCGAUAGUUCAAAUAUCUCCGCAGGUGCCCUUCCUUCCCUGGGAGGACGUUUUUAUCACAGGCUUGUGUCUGGAAAAAUUGAAAAUGACGCCAAAAAUGGACAAGCGUUUCGACACCAAUGGUGAACAGUUCAAGCAGAAUGUCUCAUGUCCAAUCAACAGAUUGUUUGCAAUUCACAACCACGGCAGUCUGUCUCAGGUUUGGACCUUGUUUCGAAAUGAAAACAGAGAUACACAUUGUAAGGACCGAACACUAGCCUUCGAGCAAGCAGGAAAUUCAGAGUGA
This is a messenger RNA of Saccoglossus kowalevskii, 1029 nucleotides long. RefSeq names its product beta-1,3-galactosyltransferase 5-like. NCBI's taxonomy places the organism in Eukaryota, Metazoa, Hemichordata, Enteropneusta, Harrimaniidae. The record is from RefSeq and is a predicted model, not a curated record. Gene Ontology annotation, biological process: protein O-linked glycosylation. Gene Ontology annotation, cellular component: Golgi membrane. Gene Ontology annotation, molecular function: hexosyltransferase activity.